AUGAUAUCAUAUAGGUUAUAUAACGAAUCUGUCCCCGGUGCAGUUAAAAAAGUCACCAUAAAUGAGAACCAGUAUCUUUUUGAAUAUCCAUGUGAAUCUCACUAUAUUUGCACAGAUUAUCAAAUCAUACUUUCACGCGGCAAAUAUAUGUUUGAACUAUAUGGUGCAUCAGGUGGUUCUCUUAAUAAUAAAACAUCAUCAUAUCGAUUCGAAAAUAAUUCGUGCAUCGACGAUUCCAUUGUUCGACGGUAUAACGGCAACACUCAAUGCGAAAAAAUCGGGAGUAAUGGUGGUGCGGGAGGUUAUAUUUCAGGCACUAUUAUUCUCCAUUCCGACACUAUCACUUUUUUGACAAUUGGAGGAAAAGGAAUUUUUUCCUACAAUAUCGAAGAGAAAAAUACCGAUAGAUGCUUUAGCGAAUAUCGAAACAGAGGAGGCUAUGGCGGCGGAGGUAGCUCGGCAAAUUAUUUUUACAGUCAACAAAUUAAAGGUACAGGAAGUGGAGGUGGUCAAACCACUGUCAAAUUUCUGAAAAAUGAUUUGUGGUAUCGAGUAUUAGUUAGCGGUGGUGGAGGCGGUACAGAUGAUGCAUCUGGUGGAAAUAACGGUAUGGUUGACGAUGGUUCAGGAGGUGCAGGAGGAAAUAUAAUUGCACAAAGUUGGUUUUUGAAUGGAAAAUUACAAAAAACAUAUUUUGCUAAUUCUACGAAUGGAUUCACAUUUGGAACAGGAGAAGCUGCACGAUUUGACCCUAAGAAGAAUCCAAAUUCUGUCACAAAUGGUGACAAAUUUGACAAUGCUGGUGCCGGUGCAGGUUGGUUCGGUGGAUUUGCAUCACAGAGCCAGCAAGGAGGCGCUGGUGGAGGAAGUUCUUGGGCAUUAUCACGUGAUGCGAUCAUCCCAGAAGGUGAUAUUGAAGCAACCGACGAAUUUUAUGAUAAUGCGGAAUCACAUCCAUAUGGAUUCACAAAGACAUCCGGUUAUUUAUUCACAGAUGUCGAACAUGCAGCCGGUAUCUGGAACGGCCAUGGACGAAUCAUCAUUACAUAUAUAAGUUCUCUUAAAUGUCCAUCUUUCAUAUAUUCUCUUCCUCUUAAUAUCAACAUUCUAAUAUUCAUUAUCUUACUUGAUCAAAACUCAUCUUAA
Messenger RNA from Trichomonas vaginalis G3, 1146 nucleotides. Its product is annotated as glycine-rich protein family. The transcript has a single exon. Bases 1 to 1146 code for a protein of 381 amino acids. The record is from RefSeq and is a predicted model, not a curated record. Lineage: Eukaryota; Parabasalia; Trichomonadida; Trichomonadidae.